Messenger RNA from Acanthisitta chloris (rifleman), 2107 nucleotides. RefSeq names its product methylenetetrahydrofolate reductase (NAD(P)H) (gene MTHFR). The coding region runs from base 57 to 2012 and encodes 651 amino acids. The transcript is spliced from 11 exons. Gene Ontology annotation, cellular component: cytosol. Gene Ontology annotation, molecular function: FAD binding; methylenetetrahydrofolate reductase [NAD(P)H] activity. The record is from RefSeq and is a predicted model, not a curated record. NCBI's taxonomy places the organism in Eukaryota, Metazoa, Chordata, Aves, Passeriformes, Acanthisittidae. Gene Ontology annotation, biological process: tetrahydrofolate interconversion.
GUGUCCUGCCUUGUACCCACUGUGCUCCUUCUGCUCCCCUUUCCAGAGCUCCCACCAUGGUCAAUGAGACCCAGCACACCUGCAGUGCCAGUUCCAGCUCCAAGUCUGAUGGUGGUAGCAGCAGUGGGAGCGAGAGCUCCAAGGACAACUCGCGCUGCUCCACGCCUGUCCUCGAUGCCGACCGACACGAGCGGCUGCGGGAGAAGAUGCGCCGCCGGCAGGAGGCUGGAGACAAGUGGUUCUCCCUGGAGUUUUUUCCUCCACGCACAGCCAAUGCUGCUGUCAAUCUCAUCUCCAGGUUUGACCGCAUGGGAGCAGGAGGUCCACUCUUCAUUGAUGUGACAUGGCACCCUGCAGGGGACCCAGGAUCUGACAAGGAAACCUCUUCCAUGAUUAUUGCCAACACUGCAGUCAACUACUGUGGCCUGGAGACCAUCCUGCACAUGACAUGCUGCAACCAGACCAAGGAUGACAUCACAGGGCAUCUACAGAAGGCCAAACGUCUCGGGUUGAAGAACAUCAUGGCACUGCGUGGAGAUCCUGCUGGUGAGGAAUGGGAGGAAGAAGUAGAUGGUUUCAACUAUGCUGUUGACCUGGUUAAGCACAUUCGCAAUGAAUUUGAUGAUUAUUUUGACAUCUGUGUGGCAGGCUACCCCAAGGGUCAUCCUGAAGCAGAGAGCUAUGAGGCAGACCUGAGGCACCUGAAGGAGAAAGUCUUUGCUGGAGCAGACUUCAUCAUUACACAGCUUUUCUUCCGGCCAGAAACCUUCCUCAAGUUCAUGAAGGAUUGUCAAGCCAUUGGCAUCACCUGCCCCAUUAUUCCUGGCAUCUUCCCCAUACAGGGUUAUCACUCCCUGCGCCAGCUGGUGAAGCUCUCCAAGCUGGAAGUGCCUCAAGAAAUCAAAGAUGUGAUUGAACCCAUCAAGGACAAUGAUGCAGCGAUCCGGAACUAUGGGGUGGAGCUGGCAGUGUCCAUGUGCAGGGAGCUGCUGGACAGUGGGAUGGUGCAUGGGCUCCACUUCUACACCCUCAAUCGCGAAGUGGCGACUACCGAAGUCCUGAAGCGCUUGGGCAUAUGGAAGGAGGACCCCAGGCGACCUCUGCCCUGGGCAGUCAGUGCUCACCCCAAGAGGAGAGUGGAAGAUGUUCGGCCAAUCUUCUGGGCCUCCAGGCCAAAGAGUUACAUCUAUCGAACCCAAGAGUGGGAUGACUUCCCCAAUGGGCGAUGGGGCAACUCCUCCUCUCCAGCCUUUGGGGAACUGAAGGACUAUUACCUCUUCUACCUGAAGAGCAAGUCUCCCAGGGAGGAGCUCCUGAAGAUGUGGGGAGAAGAGCUGACUGGUGAGGAAAGUGUCUUUGAGGUGUUCACGUGUUACAUCACUGGAGAACCCAACAAGAAUGGCUACAAGGUUACAUGUAUGCCUUGGAACGAUGACCCUCUUGCUACUGAAACCAACCUUCUGAAGGACCAGCUGGAGAAGGUCAACAGACGAGGAAUCCUGACCAUCAACUCCCAGCCAAACAUCAAUGGCAAACCAUCCACAGACCCCAUUGUGGGCUGGGGGCCCAGUGGGGGUUAUGUUUUUCAAAAGGCAUACCUGGAGUUCUUCGCCUCCAGCGAGAUCGUCACAGCACUGCUCAAGGUGCUGAAGAAGUAUGAGCUGCGGGUGAACUACCACAUUGUCAAUGUCCAGGGCCAGAAUAUUACCAAUGCUCCAGAUCUGCAACCCAAUGCUGUCACCUGGGGCAUCUUCCCAGGCAGAGAGAUCAUCCAGCCCACUGUAGUGGAUCCUGUAAGCUUCCUCUACUGGAAGGAUGAGGCCUUUGCACUGUGGAUCGAGCAGUGGGCGAAGCUCUAUGAGGAGGAGUCGCCCUCACGCAUGAUCAUCCAGUACAUCCAUGACAACUACUACUUGGUCAACCUGGUGGACAACGACUUCCCACUCGAAAACUGCCUCUGGCAGGUUGUGGAUGAUACUUUUGAGCUGUUGAACUAUCCAACUCAGCAGUGAAAAUUCCUCUUCUAAUCCCUCACUUCCUCCUUCUUUCGUCCACUGACUUCGGGAAAAGAAAGCAGCAGCAGCUCCUGUGCUGAUGAUGGACCACA